Molecule: messenger RNA, 1957 nt
Organism: Musa acuminata AAA Group (dessert banana)
Lineage: Eukaryota; Viridiplantae; Streptophyta; Magnoliopsida; Zingiberales; Musaceae
Exons: 3
Coding region: 771-1736 (321 amino acids)
Source: RefSeq, a predicted model, not a curated record
GGGUCACUGCAGUCCGUAUCUUAUGCCUCACCACUGGAAGGAAAAAUGGAGGUGCCCUCAGCAUGCUGAGCCUGCGGAAAUCUCGAGGACGAACAAGUCGAGAAACUUGCACGCGCCAAGCUGCAGGUUGCUGCAGGAGAUGGGUGCAAGUAUGAUGACCCUCUUGGACCAUAAACUUCCGUACCGACCGGUGAAGCAGCCACAGAAAUGGACAAAAUCCUCUUCAGAUGUAUCCAAAUUCCAAUGCUUCUUCUUCCUUCGGUAAAAUAGAGAAGUGAAUAAACUCACUGCAGUCGAGUAGAGUCGAGAGAGCCCAAUUAGGUGUAGUCUGAGAUGAGCAAAAGUCAAUGAUCAUCGCUGUUUUUUGCUUUGUUUUCAUCUCACCGAGAAUCCAAUGUCAGAUUGAUGGAAGACGGACAGCUCAUGAAAGGCGUGUAAGGUACGGUGUCGUGGAUUCUUCGCUAGUCUACUCUUUUUCUUUCUUGGAUUUUUGUGCUGGUGGAAAAGACAUUGCAUGAUUGAGCUCAUCGAGUAUCUUCGAACGAUCCGAGAUGCUUCUUCGUGAUGUCACCCUGUCGACUCGCCCGUUCUCCUUCCCCCCCCCAAACAUCGAGCUCUUACAGGUACUUGAGAAUCUUGGAAUGGGAGGGAUUCGAGGUAACUGCUGUCGGUAAUCGAAGCAGAGCAAUAAUGUUUCCUGGUGGAUCCAAGCUUUAAGCGCUAGAUCGUGAGAUUUGCUGCGACAGGAACGUAGAUUCGGAAGGCUCAGGAUGUUUGAUGGGAGCGUGGCAUUGUCAUACAGCGCUGUGAACUUUCCUAUCCACGUCGUGGAGGAGCUGAACAAGCACCGGAUCCAUUUUAGAUCUCGGCCAUCUUCUACCUCUUCUCUUGCUCCGAAACCAGCUUCUACAUCGUCCACCUCUGGGAAGCCUGAGCCGGUUUCGUCUCCUUCGGGGAAUGGGUACAACGGUCCUUUCCUGGACUUGUCUAACACUGUGGGUGUCCUGGGUGGGGUUUCAGCUGCUUCCACCCUCAGGUUCUUGGAGAAGCUCGUCCAAUGGAGCUCCUCGGAUGGGCAGGAGACUCCCCCUUUUGUCGUUUGCAAUGACCCUGUGCUGAACCGAGAGCUCGCUCUGCAUCAGAGCGGUUGGGACUGCUGCACGCAAUCUGCUGGUUCUAUUGUCGUGGAGAAUCUCCGUCGGGAGAGGGUCUUCCUGGAGAGGGCUGGAGCUCGUUGCAUCGCUAUGCCGUGCCACGUCGCGCACGCUUGGCGCGAUGAGAUCGCCGAGGGGUGCUCUGUGCCACUCCUCGACGCCGGUGACUGUGUCGCCAAGGAACUGAAAGCAGCAAACCUGAAGCCGGUUGAAAUGGGAAGCAACGCUCGCAUAGGAAUUCUGGCCAUGGACGCAUUAAUCGUGGCUCGGCUGUAUCAGCAAAAACUUGAAAACCAGGGUUUCGAGGUGCUGCUACCCGACAAAGCAACCAUGGAGCACAUUGUCAUCCCUGCAAGGGAGGCAUUCGACAGGGAAGACAUGGAAGGUGCAAGAAAUCUGUUGAGGAUAUCGAUUCAAGUUCUUCUGGUGAGGGCUGUCAGUAGCAUUAUUCUUGUCUCUGAUUACAUGCAUGGACUCUUACCCGCGGACGACCCACUGCUGGGGAAAUGUGUUGACCCCAUGGAUGCUUUGGUCAGAGCCACUGUACUCUGGGCUACAUCAACCGAAGAAGACAAACAGUAAGUGCAGAUGAUACAAGUGUCUUCGGAAGUGCAUUGUGCAUAUAGAAUGCCAGUUUAUGAUAUGGCCUGUUAGCACAAUAAACAUAAGAUAUUGCUUCAGAUUGUAACUGCAAAAUAUGCUAUUAAAUUAUGCACUUGUAAACAUAAAUGUGAUUUUUGUUUGUCAAACUACAACAAUGCAGUCAGAAAGAGAUGAACAGAUGCACUGUUUAUGUGUAUUAA